UCUGCUGUCAUUUCAACGCAAGCAAAGCAGGAUCCAUGCAUGCAUUUUUACUCAAAAAUAUUAUAAACCUAUCGUUUUCUGGUGUAAAAUUGUAUUUUGUUAAUUACGUAGCAUCAGAGAAGAACUAUUAUUUAACUUAAAAUGGUUAGAACAGUGAAUGCCCCGGAAUACUGUUUACAGUAUUUGGAACAAUAUGCGUCAAAACAGUCUUGCGUUAUUGGACUUAUUUUGGGGCAGUCAACAAACACUAAAGAAAACAUAAUCCAUUUAGCUCGUACUCCAGAAGAGAAAGCUUCUGAAACCUCUGUCGGUUCAGAAUCAACCUUGGUUGCUGAAACAUUACUUAGCAUUUCAGAAGCAUGGGUAGCAGAUCAUGCAAAGCAUGUAACUCGUAUGCUACCUGGAGGCAUGUUUGUACAAGGUAUAUUUGUUACAAGUGAUCAAGAUAUAUUUGAAGAUCCAAACUAUUUUAGCAAAGUUAAAUUAAUAUUGAACCACACAUAUAAAGUAUUGAGUGUGAACCCACUCAUGUAUGGCAACUGCCCGUACAUGAAUGAAAGGCUUGUGCUUCAUAUGUCUACUCGCACAAAGGUCUUGACUUGUAAGAGUGUGGAAGUAGGUGGUGCUAAGAAUACAGUUAUAAAUCCUGUGGAGUGGAAGUUCCUGGCCAAACCACAGUCUUGGCAGAGACUGGACUGCUAUUAUGAAUUUGAUGAGAUGUAUCCAGUUAUUGUAAAGAAAAGUGGCAUAUCAGUCAAACAACAGUUUCAGCAAAUAUUGGAGUCAGCUCACAAGACCAUAGAGUCCAGUGUCAUGUUUAUAGAUGGGGAAUUGAAAGAGGGAACUGAAACAUUGGAUCAACUUAUUAAAAAGAGAAAACCGAAAACUACAAAUAAAGUGCAAGAUGUUCCCAAGUCUAUGCAUGUCUCUUUGUUUGUGCCUUUUGAAAAUUCAAUGCCCGAGACAGUUGAAUAUUUGGAAUGUGAUGGGAGUAUACAUUUCAGUGGAGUGGUGUCAUCAAGUGUGUUCAUGUGCCCUAAAGCAACCAUCAAAGAGGCCAUCAAUGCUGUUAAACAAGAUAUAAUUCGGUCUCUGGCUUCACGCUUCACCAUGCAUUGUGAUGCCCUCAUUGAUGACAAUUUAUUGCCUGAAGAGAAAGUAUGUUUCAACGAGCCCCCGCGCCGCGUGCUGGUGCCGGUGGGGGCGCUGUACCUGUGCGACUACCUGUUCCCCGGGGAGGCCCCGGCCGAGGCGCUGCUGUCGGUGCGGGAGCUACUCGACUUGCAGAUCACGGAGACUGAUGUCGUGUGCGACGUGGAGACUCCUGCGGAUACUUCGGAGUUUGAUGCCCUGGACCGAGAUACCAGCAGUGAAGAGUUACUGGCCACACCACAAGAGGCCAGCCAGUUUAUGUAUAUCACUGGCAUUUGCUUCGCCAUGUUUGUUCUCGUGGUUUCAAUCAUCGUACACUAUUAUGACAGUAUAGUUUUGGUCAUCAGCAGAAUUCUUAAGUGGUCCUAAAAUGAAGUUUCGUUAUUUUAGCCGUUGACAAUGUGUUAUUUUGUGUUGAUUAAUUUGUGCUAAGUUUGAAAAGGUAACAUUAACCAGAUAUUUUUGAAAUAAUGAAUAACUAUGGUAUCUAACAUGUAUUUGGGUCCAAUCAUAUUUGAUUUCAUUUUACGUUCUUUAUAUUUACUAUUCGAUUCGUUUUGUUUUAAAACUAAUAUCUAACCAAGUUUUAAAUUUAUCUUCAAGACUAGGUACUUGUGUUAUUUUCUUAAAUUAGAGGGUGACAAACCUUUCUCAACAUUUAUGUCGUACUAAGGCUGUGUGUGGAUUAUGAUGGAUGAAUUGUUUAUGUGAUUUAAAAACACGUUUUAAUUUACUUUUACAUUAUUGUGUCGAAAAUCAAUUUAUUGUACUCUUACACCAACUUUCCUGUCAGAAAACUUCAUGUCGUCAAUCAAACUUUUAAAAAUAUUUUUCGUCAUUGUUUACACAGAAUUUCGUAUUUUUCUUGUUGUUGAAUGCAUUUCUGUAGUUGUAGUGAUAUCCAUUCCAUACUUGUUAUUCCCAUAAUUUUCGUCUAUUACACAAUGUUUCAAAAUAGUCAUACUUGAAACUCUUUUAUUUAUUUAUAUAAGGAUAAAGAAAAUAAUUGUCUUGUUUCCUUGAUACCGGCAUAUCGCCAGAUAUUUUUAAAGUGGUUAAAUUAAUUUUCGAAGGAAAUUUACAGGUCUUACUCGCUCUAGUUCCCCUAGAAAAUGCAAAUUUCCUUUUAAAAAAGUUACUUUGAAAAAUAUUGUUCUGUCAUCGAAAGUUAAGUUAAAAGAUAACGAAUCGUGUUUCUGCAAUAUACGAAAUGUAGGUAUUGAAGUCAAGAAUAAGGUUAAAUAUCACUUUGAUAUUAUUUAUUAUUGAUAAAAACAAUUAGUCGUUAGAACUGCACAGCUGCAGUGAACACAUUAAAGUUAUUUUCCAAAUUAAAAUUUUGCGUAUAGAAGCAUUAUUUUAUCCGCUGACGUGAUAAAUUUGGUUACUGAAAAACGGUAUAAAGUUUAGUGCCUUGCGGUAUUUAGUGCCUCACAACGUAAACAAUAAUAUAACUUAAAACUGUAUCUAAAUUUGCGCAGGCAAUUUCUGCUUCUUUUAUUGUGCCCUAUGAAAGUUUUUAUUAUUUUCUAAAUCUAUAUAUGUCUACAUAAAAUCCGCAAUAAUAUUUCAUGUACAAUUACGAAAUUAUCUAACAUACCAGCAUCUGCCCUGUUAAAUAUGACAGAUUUGAGCUAAGCUGUAUACGCUGCUAUUUUAAUUUUUACUGGCACCAGUCUUGGCAAUCACAUAAGCAAAAAGGAAACAUGUGACAUUCGUCUUAAAUAUAUAUUUAUAUUUUAAAUAUGGAAUAUUGCAGUGAGGUUAACAAUAGUUUUUGCGUGCACAUAACCAUACUGACAUCGACAAAAUAUAUGUGAAAAACAAAUAGUACUUAGAUUGAACGUACGAAGACGAAUACGAUUACGUACUCGCAAAAACUCAUUCUAAACCCAAAGUUAUUACUACUUUAGAUAUUAGAGUGUAACAAGUCCUUGAUAGAUGUAUGACUUGAAGUUGAUGUUUUUAUCUCACGUUUUUAUUUUAAUGGUAAUUAUAAUGAACAGAUUGGUGAUAUUUUCAAUAUAUUAUAACAUGUACAGAUGA
Molecule: messenger RNA, 3198 nt
Organism: Plodia interpunctella (Indianmeal moth)
Lineage: Eukaryota; Metazoa; Arthropoda; Insecta; Lepidoptera; Pyralidae
Exons: 7
Coding region: 142-1521 (459 amino acids)
Biological process (GO): intracellular protein localization
Cellular component (GO): endomembrane system
Source: RefSeq, a predicted model, not a curated record